GCCGACGCUUUCACAGCUAAAGAAGUAUCGAAAUCCUUACGGACGUUGGAGGGUUAUAUUUACCCAAAACUUAAUUUCAAAUGGGCCCCGUCGCCUAGCGUUUACUCCCCCAGCCUCGCCGACUGAGUUGAAUUGGGUGCUUCUGAACAUCAAGCACGUCCGAAAGGUUUCCAUCAAGCACAGUGAACAGCGACCAAAGACCUAAGAAUGGCAGCUAUUCCAGCAGGCGGUUCUCUUGUGGCAACCACUGACUACUACCGAAGGCGCAUCGGCUCUACAUCCAGCAGCAGCUCUUGUGGCAGUUCGGAGUACAGUGGAGAGGUCAUUCCUCACCACCCAGGUCUCCCCAAGCAGGAUUCUGGCCAUUGGUGGUCCAGUUUCUUCUUUGGGAAGCAGCCAGGGAUGACCCCAGUGACUGAGGAGGCACAGCUGAAGGCAGGGGCUUCAGGUGUUGUGACCAAUGGUCAGAUCACCUGCGUUGCCAGGGAGAUGGUGGUGCAACGCCAGGUGAGUGAGACCAGUGAUGCAGGAAGCCCCACCUCUUCCUGAUCCUGCAGUCUCACCUCUGAUCUACACCACACCUCGGGGACGGCGGCCCGGGGCAUUAAAGCCAA
Molecule: messenger RNA, 614 nt
Organism: Solea senegalensis (Senegalese sole)
Lineage: Eukaryota; Metazoa; Chordata; Actinopteri; Pleuronectiformes; Soleidae
Gene: ppdpfb
Product: pancreatic progenitor cell differentiation and proliferation factor b
Exons: 5
Coding region: 208-549 (113 amino acids)
Biological process (GO): cell differentiation; multicellular organism development
Source: RefSeq, a predicted model, not a curated record